CCAUGGAUUCUCAGUGCAUCAGAUGACCAGACGAUACGUAUCUGGAACUGGCAGUCAAGAAACUGUGUGUGUGUGUUAACAGGCCACAGUCAUUAUGUGAUGUGUGCCCAGUUUCACCCCAGUGAAGACUUGGUAGUCUCUGCCUCUCUGGAUCAGUCCGUGAGAGUGUGGGACAUUUCAGGUUUGCGUAAGAAGAACGUAGCCCCAGGCCCUGGAGGUCUAGAAGAUAGGCUGAGAAACCCCAACCAGACUGACCUGUUUGGGACGUCUGAUGCCAUAGUGAAGCAUGUGCUCGAGGGGCACGAUAGGGGCGUCAACUGGGUCUCCUUUCACCCCACACUCCCCCUCAUUGUCUCUGGAGCUGAUGAUAGACAGAUUAAACUGUGGAGGAUGAAUGAGUCCAAGGCAUGGGAGGUGGACACCUGUCGUGGUCACUAUAACAAUGUGUCCUGUGUCCAGUUCCAUCCCAGACAGGAGCUGAUACUCAGCAACUCCGAGGACAAGAGCAUCCGUGUAUGGGACAUGUCUAAAAGGAAAGAAGCAGGGGCCAGGAACGGACUGCCAGCCUGUGGUCUGAAGCUGGCCAGCUUGGUCCAGCGGCUGCAGACAGCAUACCAGAUGACCACCCAGGGCAAAUUUGCCGAGGCUGUGGACAGAUUUAGGUCCAUACUGCUCAGUGUGCCUCUCCUGGUGGUGGAUACGAAACAGGAAAUCACAGAGGCCCAGCAAUUGAUAGAGAUCUGUAGAGAAUAUAUAGUAGGACUUAGUAUGGAACUGAAGAGAAAAGAAAUGCCAAAAGAAAAUUUAGAACAACAAAAGAGACUUUGUGAGAUGGCUGCAUAUUUCACCCACUGUAACCUUCAACCAGUCCAUCUCAUCCUGACACUGAGGACAGCGCUCAAUUUGUUCUUCAAGUUGAAAAAUUAUAAAACUGCCGCCAGUUUUGCCAGGAGACUGUUAGAGCUGGGCCCCAAGCCAGAUGUGGCGCAGCAGACAAGGAAAAUUCUCCAGGCUUGUGAAAAGAAUCCAACAGACACUCACGAACUUAAAUACGAUCAGCAUAAUCCCUUUGACAUUUGUGCAGCAACAUACACUGCUAUUUACAGAGGUAAACCAGUGGCUAAGUGUCCUCUCAGUGGUGCCUGUUACCUGCCUGAGUACAAGGGACAGGUGUGCAGGGUAACACAGGUGACAGAGAUUGGAAAAGACUGCAUAGGGCUCAGAAUAAGUCAACUUCAGUUUAGAUAAUGCUGAUACAGUGAUUG
Molecule: messenger RNA, 1265 nt
Organism: Lingula anatina
Lineage: Eukaryota; Metazoa; Brachiopoda; Lingulata; Lingulida; Lingulidae
Product: coatomer subunit alpha
Biological process (GO): intra-Golgi vesicle-mediated transport; retrograde vesicle-mediated transport, Golgi to endoplasmic reticulum; endoplasmic reticulum to Golgi vesicle-mediated transport
Cellular component (GO): COPI vesicle coat
Molecular function (GO): structural molecule activity; protein binding
Source: RefSeq, a predicted model, not a curated record